This is a messenger RNA of Equus caballus (horse), 2840 nucleotides long. Lineage: Eukaryota; Metazoa; Chordata; Mammalia; Perissodactyla; Equidae. The record is from RefSeq and is a predicted model, not a curated record.
GUCUGGGAGAAAGAAAUCCGGCGGCGGGGAGCGAAUGCUGCUUAUAGGCAGGGGGAGGGGCUAGCUGCCCCGCCCCCUCCGCCAGAUUUCCUUAAGGAGGGAGCCACCGGCUCCCGCCCCCAACCGGCCCAGCCGCGUGGAGCGUCUGGGAGCAAGGAGAGGGAGCCAACCUGCCGAGAUGGAGGCGGGCGGCACCUGGACGCUGCUGCUGGUGCUGCUGCUGCUCCUGGUGCUGACGCUGGUGCUGCCCCGGACCUGGACGCGAGGCCACCUGCCCCCCGGGCCCGCGCCGCUGCCACUGCUGGGGAACCUCCUGCAGCUCCGGCCCGGGGCGCUGUACUUGGGGCUCUUGCGGCUGAGUAAGCAGUAUGGACCAGUGUUCACCGUGUACCUGGGACCCUGGCGGCGCGUGGUGGUCCUGGUUGGGCACGAGGCUGUGCGGGAGGCCCUGGGAGAUCAAGCCGAGGAGUUCAGUGGGCGGGGGAUGUUGGCGACACUGGACCAGACCUUUGAUGGCCAUGGGGUCUUCUUCUCCAGUGGGGAGCGGUGGAGGCAGCUGAGGAGAUUCACCAUGCUCACUCUGCGGGACCUGGGCAUGGGGAAGCGAGAAGGCGAGGAGCUGAUCCAGGCAGAGACCCAGUGUCUAGUGGAGGCGCUCCAGAAGACAGAAGCUUCCCUCUGCCUGUUUCCAUCACAACCCUCCUCCCUGCCCCCUGCCCCCCUAGGACGGGCAUUUGACCCCUCCCUGCUGCUGGCGCAGGCCACCUCCAACAUUGUCUGCUCCCUCACCUUCGGCCUCCGUUUCCCCUACGAGGAUAAGGAGUUCCAGGCCUUGGUCCAGGCAGCUGGCAGCACCCUGCUGGCAAUCAGCUCCCCAUGGGGCCAAACCUACGAGAUGUUCUCCCGGCUCCUGCAGCCCCUGCCAGGCCCCCACAAACAGCUCCUCAGACACUUGAGCACCCUGGCUACCUUCGCUGCCCAGCAGGUGCAGCGGCACCGGGGGAACCUGGACUCCUCAGGCCCCGCAGUCGAUGUUGUGGAUGCCUUCCUGCUGAAGAUGGCACAGGAGGAACAGGACCCGAACACGGAAUUCACUGACGAGAACAUGCUGAUGACGGUCACUUAUCUGCUGUUCGCCGGGACGAUGACAGUGAGCACAACAGUCCGCUACACCCUCCUGCUCCUGCUGAAAUACCCUGAGGUCCAAGAACGCGUGCGGGAGGAGCUGACACGGGAGCUGGGAGACGGCCGGGCGCCAGGUCUGGGAGACCGAGCCCGCCUCCCAUACACGGACGCGGUUCUGCAUGAGGCACAGCGGCUGCUGGCACUGGUGCCCAUGGGAAUGCCCCGAGCCCUCACAAGGACCACCUGCUUCCGAGGGUACACCCUGCCCCAGGGCACUGAGGUCUUCCCCCUCCUUGGCUCUGUCCUCCAUGACCCUGAGAUCUUCAAGCAGCCAGAGGAGUUCAACCCAGGCCGGUUCCUAGAUGCGGACGGAAGGUUCAAGAAGCAAGAGGCCUUCCUGCCCUACUCCUUAGGUAAGCGUGUCUGCCUUGGGGAGGGCCUGGCACGAGCAGAGAUCUUCCUCCUGGCCACCGCCAUCCUGCAGGCCUUCUCCCUGGAGAGCGCAAGCCCGCUGGGUGCCCUGAACCUUCAGCCAGCUGUCAGUGGUGUUUUCAACAUUCCCCCGGCCUUCCAGCUGCGAGUCCGGCCCCACUGACCUCCACCCCACUCCACUAUGUGGACCAGAUGAAGGAGGGACCCUUGACAGGUGGUGGCCUCUGCGGUGGGCAUGGACAUGGCUGUUUCUCGAGAGCCACAAGUCUACACCGCAAGCAGCCAAAUGCACCCACCGAUAGCUGUUUUCUAGAGUCGGUCACGCAGAUAUUCAGCCUACACUGUCCACAGGACCACAGGCAUCCGCCCACGCAGCUGUUGAGACAAUCACACACCCAUACACAGCCAUGAGGGCCAUGAGGCAACUUGGCCACACAAGCUUCUUACGGGCAUAAAUUUAGUCUGUCUGGAAUCACAACCACAUGUCCAGAUAACCCAACUCACACACGACUCGCUCCCCUGGACUCGCAACCCACACAUGGAGUUCGGCUGCCACCUUCAUAAGCUACCGAAACAGCCUCCUGUUCACAGCCCACAUGCCCUCUUCACUCCUCAGACUUACCAGUGCCACCAUCUUUGGGAGCCUGGUGCAGAGAAGCACAUGCCCCCUCCUGGGUCACGUCACCACGCAGACCAUCCCUGUCCUCAGCCCCAGCAUGCCCUCUGUCCUGUGACCGCGCCACUAUCCAGGCACAUGACCAUCACCAUCCACAUGCCCCCAACCACUGAACCACACAGCCAGCCCACACAUGACACUGUCCAGGCUCCCGACUAUCUUCCUACGGAGACACACCACUCCCGUGGAGGCGCGGCCCCAGCCUCCUCUGCACCUUCCGCUCUCAAGGACCAUCCUUUCCAAGCACCCUGAUCCCCAAAUUCUCCCAAAUAGGAGCACACCCCCAGUGUGCACAAGCCUGGGAGCCUAGUAAACUUAGACACAGGAGGACCCUCAGAACAGAGGUGCACCCUCCCACUCCUGCUUAUGUAACCAUGUCGGAAGCCUCCUCUGCUCCCCGCCAACACACACACUGACCCACCGCCCCUACUCUGCGUCAGAGUCCCGAUUCGACCCGGUAAAAGGGGCUAGACGACCAAGGUGGGGGCCAGCUUCCAACUUCCCGUGUCAGGGAAGAGGCCAGGUCUGACGUGCCUGUGGCUUGAAGGUCCCUGUUUUGCAAUAAAAGUUCAUUUCUGGCCCCUGAUCUGGCCCGUGGCAGGGCCUA